GGGCGGCGAGCGGGGGGCGGGGCCGGGCACUAGGCGGCGGCAUCUGGCGUGGGGUGCCUUAGAUGCGCAACGGCUUAGGCAGUGAAAGCACCUGCCAGGUCGGACGGAGUGCCUGAGCCGCGCCGCCGCCGCCCCCUCCCUCCGGGACCCGUCGCAGCCUCCAGCACCCCCGACCCGCGGUAACCAUGUGUGACCGCAAGGCCGUGAUCAAAAAUGCGGACAUGUCGGAGGAGAUGCAGCAGGACUCCGUGGAGUGUGCCACCCAGGCCCUGGAGAAGUACAACAUAGAGAAGGACAUAGCAGCCCAUAUCAAGAAGGAGUUUGACAAGAAGUACAAUCCCACUUGGCACUGCAUCGUGGGGAGGAACUUUGGCAGCUACGUGACGCAUGAGACAAAGCACUUCAUCUACUUCUACCUGGGCCAGGUUGCCAUUCUCCUGUUUAAGUCUGGUUAGAGCAUGGCCUGUGCUUCCCGCCCAGAGAGCCAUCUAAAUCACAAGGACUGCAGCCUAAAUUCCAAAUACCAGAGACUGAACUAUCUUCAGCGUUGCCAUGGGAACACCUCGAGCUUUAAGCCUUUAUUGUGUUGUUAUUGUACAGGGCAUCCUAUGUACUAGUUUGUUGUGGUUAUAAAACAAUUAGCAAAACACAA
Monodelphis domestica (gray short-tailed opossum) is the source of this 652-nucleotide messenger RNA. It is a transcript of the gene DYNLL1, whose product is annotated as dynein light chain LC8-type 1. The record is from RefSeq and is a predicted model, not a curated record. Gene Ontology annotation, cellular component: cytoplasmic dynein complex. Gene Ontology annotation, molecular function: dynein intermediate chain binding. Lineage: Eukaryota; Metazoa; Chordata; Mammalia; Didelphimorphia; Didelphidae. Gene Ontology annotation, biological process: intraciliary retrograde transport; motile cilium assembly.